Messenger RNA from Dioszegia hungarica, 789 nucleotides. RefSeq names its product Vps51/Vps67-domain-containing protein. Lineage: Eukaryota; Fungi; Basidiomycota; Tremellomycetes; Tremellales; Bulleribasidiaceae. Gene Ontology annotation, cellular component: EARP complex; membrane; GARP complex. The record is from RefSeq and is a predicted model, not a curated record. Bases 1 to 789 code for a protein of 262 amino acids. Gene Ontology annotation, biological process: endocytic recycling; retrograde transport, endosome to Golgi; lysosomal transport. The transcript is spliced from 4 exons.
AUGGACCAAGUAGCCACACCAACCCGAUCCCAAGCCGGAACGUCCAGCGUUCCCCCUUCCCGCCCCACCUCCCCUCCAACAAUCUCUAAGGCCUCAUCCGGUCCAGCAGGCGCACCUGGCCGGAACGACGAACAUCGUCGGGCCCGACGGGAACAGCUGCGGAACUUUUACGGACUCAAAUAUGGUGCUGGUGCGGGCGCGGCGGGACCAUCAACCCCUAAAGAGGGCGAUGUGCUAGAUAUCGAUUCCGGGGCGUUUGAUGCGGGGGCGUAUUAUCAGGAUCUGAUACAGAAGUCGAGUCUGGCGGAGUUGAUGAAGAAGGCGGUGGCUCUGAAUGCUGAAAUGGGAGACUUGCAGUCUUCAAGACAUUCUUUGGUAUAUAAUCACCAUCACAAACUCUUCUCCGCCGGCGACGCAAUCCAAGUCCUCAAUACCCGCACACCCCAGCUCAUCUCCAUCGUCACCUCGCUCCAAGACUCCUUCUCUUCUAUAUCGCAACUGGCAGACUCGGUUGCUCUCCCGGACCUCGAUACUCCUGCUUCUACUACCCGGAAAGACGAAGAAGCAGCUGAGCAAGGGCUGGAAGAAGGGGACCGGGCGAUACGGCGGAUGAGGCUGAUGCGGACCGCCGAAUUGCCAGUCGAGACGAUACGAGCUGUGUUGGAACGCGUGGAGGCGGGCCUGGAAGAGAAAGAGCGAGCAGGCGAUGUAAGAGCGGGAGCCAUACUGCGGGAAGGGCGACAGAUGCUUCCUUCUAUUCCUCCAAUAGAAGAGGCACCAACAGCGUAG